Molecule: messenger RNA, 768 nt
Organism: Elephantulus edwardii (Cape elephant shrew)
Lineage: Eukaryota; Metazoa; Chordata; Mammalia; Macroscelidea; Macroscelididae
Gene: TNFSF12
Product: tumor necrosis factor (ligand) superfamily, member 12
Exons: 7
Coding region: 10-768 (252 amino acids)
Biological process (GO): immune response
Cellular component (GO): membrane
Molecular function (GO): receptor ligand activity; tumor necrosis factor receptor binding
Source: RefSeq, a predicted model, not a curated record
ACCGCCCCCAUGGCCGCCCGUCGGAGCCCGAGGAGGAGGGGGCGCCGGGAGGCGCCGGACACCGCCCUGCUGGCCCCGCUUGCGCUGGGUUUGGGCCUGGCGCUGGCCUGCCUGGGCCUCCUGCUGGCCGCGGUCGGCCUAGGGAGCCGGGCGGCCCGGUCUACCCAGGAGCCUUCCCAGGGGGAGCUGGUGUCAGAGGAGGACGAGGACCCACCGGAAUUGAAUCACCAGGCAGAGGAAAGCGGGGGUCCCUUGCCUUUCCUGAACCAGCUUGCUCGGCCUCGCAGAAGUGCAGCUAAAAACCGGUCUUCUCGGGCGGCUCGGCCUCGCAGAGCGAUCGCAGCGCACUACGAAGUUCACCCACAGCCGGGACAGGAUGGCGCACAGGCGGGUGUGGACGGGACAGUGAGUGGCUGGGAGGAGGCCAAAAUCAACAGCUCCAACCCGCUCCGCUAUGACCGCCAGCGUGGGAAAUUCACAGUCACACGGGCUGGGCUCUACUACCUGUACUGUCAGGUGCACUUUGAUGAGGGGAAGGCCGUCUACCUGAAGCUGGAUUUGCUGGUGGAUAAAACCCUGGCCCUGAGAUGCCUGGAAGAGUUCUCGGCCACAGCCGCCAGCUCUCUGGGGCCCCAGCUCCGCCUCUGCCAAGUGUCUGGGCUGUUGCCUCUUCGGUCAGGUUCCUCCCUACAGAUCCGCACCCUCCCCAGGGCACAUCUCAAGGCUGCCCCCUUCCUCACCUACUUCGGACUUUUCCAGAUUCACUGA